This is a messenger RNA of Exserohilum turcica Et28A, 4137 nucleotides long. RefSeq lists its product as uncharacterized. Gene Ontology annotation, cellular component: Atg1/ULK1 kinase complex; extrinsic component of membrane; phagophore assembly site membrane. The transcript has 2 exons. The record is from RefSeq and is a predicted model, not a curated record. Bases 67 to 4137 code for a protein of 1356 amino acids. NCBI's taxonomy places the organism in Eukaryota, Fungi, Ascomycota, Dothideomycetes, Pleosporales, Pleosporaceae. Gene Ontology annotation, molecular function: protein kinase binding; molecular adaptor activity. Gene Ontology annotation, biological process: reticulophagy; positive regulation of protein phosphorylation; autophagosome assembly.
CGACACUGCACCUCGCCGCCGGUGCUGCCCUGACAAGAUUCCACCAAGCACAAAGGGCAAGCCUGAAUGUCGCUGCAGAUUGCUGUAGCUCAUACGGGCCAGCGUCUCGACGCUGAUCCGGUUGCCUUUACGUCGGUCGAUGCGCUCAAGUACUGGAUCUCGCGGACGACUGAGAUACCGCCUGAGCAGCAGGUCUUGCUCACGACUCAGGGGAAGCAUGUCAAACUGCAAGCGCUGUUGACCGAGAAGGAGAUAUUUGUCUUUAGUCGCGAGCUCUCCAACAACCCGCAGGCUGCCAUAUCCCCCACGCCACUACCCGACUCGUUCGUUCCCCAAGAUGCGCCCAACCACCUCGCAAGCAACACAGACCUGAGGGCAUGGCAGGCGCUCUUCCAAGCCCGCCGUGACUGGGCCUUUGCCCUCCUCGACAAGUCACACUCCAUGUUGCGCAUAGCCUCGAAGCAUUUGGCCGAGCAAGCCACCAUCGAGAAGGGUACACAGGUCGCGGUCGGGAACCACGAUGCGCAUAUCAAGGGGCUGGAGCAAAAGUACAGGGCGGCCAAGGCGUGGUAUGAUGGUGUGGAGAAGGAGGCCGGCGACAACCUGCAGAGGUUGGACGGGGAUUUCGCACAGCUAGCGACAGUUUCGGCCAUCCUCAACUUCAAGCGCUUCCUAGCCAAGGAGAUGCGAUCUGCAAAAAAUAUACCCAGCAAUGUGAUUGUGCGUGAGACGCUCCAAGACUUCCUCGAUGCCGACACGGUCAAGAUGGCCACGGCAACGAGCCAGCGCGUACGCGAGUCUUUCGGGAAACGCAUGGACAAGAUGAACAUGCAGCUCGACAAGAUCGGCGCAGACUACAACGAAUUGCUGAAAGCCGUUGGCCAGAGCCAGAGUCGGUCCGUCGUCGACGAUACCGAAGAGCCGGUUCGCUUAUACAACGAGAUCGAUGCCGUAGCAAAGAAGGUCGAGUCAGACUUUGAGCACGUCAUGGGGCUCGAGGCAAGCUCCAAGUCUGUUGCGCAAGUCUCCAAGAUGGCUUUGUUGCACACCCGAAACUUCCUGCCAGCCAUACACGAGUACAGUGUAGAAAUGAGCGACCUCGUGCGGCGAGCUGUUGAGCAAAAGAAUGCAGCCAUCAGAAACUCGGUCGAAAGCAUGCAGGCCAUUGCCACGAUUGAGUCCAUCAUCGCAAGCAUGAGCGCCGACCUGGAGCAAAUCAGCAUACCCCAAGAGGGCGUGGCAGCCUUUGAGCUUAUUUCUCUCGUCGGCCGCCUGCCCUAUGUAUACGGUACGCUCCUUGUGGAGGCUGUCCGGAGACGCGAGUGGAUGGAGAGAAUGCAAAGAGAUACAUCCUCGCUCGCCGAGGAGAUGGCAACCUUCCAAGAAGAAGAAGAGCGACGGCGUAAGAGGUGGUUAAAGCCGAUUGCCGAUGUCGUUAACCUGGAGGCUGUGCAAGGAGGCACGCUAGGAUUCGAAAUGAACGUACAGCCGGAGAAGACGGUUUGGCCCACAGUCACCCGGGACGAGCUUCGAAGCUACCUCAAAGACCUGCAGAGACUGGACGGCCAACAAUCUGAAGCCGAGGCAUUUGCACAGGCCAUCAAAGAUCUGGACCGCCCUACCAAGCAGCAGAUUAAGCGCGCAAAGAACUUCAAGAUGGGCAGUGUUCAUGAGCCGGCUUUUGGCAGAGGUUCACAACUCAUGGUGAGAGGCGAUGACGAGCUGCGUGUGUUGAAGGAAGGCAAUGCAAAACUCGAGGACGAACUAAGAGGAUACAAGAGCCGUGUCCGCCGUCUUGAAGACCUUGUACAUCGCCAAAACACUGUCAGUAGACUCUCCAUAGGUGGCGCGCCCCCGUCAUUUAGCAUCCCUGAUCCGGGUGAACCCUCAACACCGACAGCACGCGUCGCCUCACCACGACCUCAAGAAGAAAACUCUAGACGCUCGUCAAUUUCUUCGAGACGUCUCUCUGCAAAUACAGGGCAAGAAGACAAGCGUCGUAUUCUCCGCCUUGAACAGGAGCUUGCAGCAGAGAAGGAUGCUCGUGCAAAGCUCGAGGCUGAAGCCCAGUCACGGAGGGACGAGGAUGCUGACCAACAGCGCCGAUUUGAAGAGGCAAUGUCUACCAAAAACAACAUUAUGGAGAACAUGCGAGCGCAACAGAGAGAAUUCAUCGAAGAGCGAAGAUCGCUAGAGGACGAGAUUCGAGCCUACAGGGCUAGGAUUGAGGAGGCUGAAGACGAGUUGGAUCGCGUUCUGGGGAGCCGCGAUAACGAGCGCACCGGCAUCGAUGCCAGAGUACAGGAUCUCGUUGCCGAGCUUGAGCAAACGCGCAAAGAAGCCAUCGAACAAAAGACUCGCACAAACGAGCAGGUCGAGGCACUCCAAGCCAGAAUCAUUGAACUACAGGCUAUCAAGACACAAGAACUUGGCUCACUGACGGCGGCCUUCAACCAUCUCUCGCCUGGUACAGACGUACCUGAUGACCACUCCACGCUUAUUGCCCAGCUUGAGGAUCUGGCUGUGCGGUCACUGAACCACCAGAAAGAGCUCGAACAGGCUGUGGCAAUGGCCAAGUCAGACAACGAGAAUGCUCAUGCUAGGAUUGAAGAGCAAGAGAACAAAUUCAACACCAAGCUGGCCGAGCACGAGAAGGGAAUGGCAUCUGCCCAAGAAGAACUCGAUGCAGAAAAGGCAAAGGUGGUUGCAAUCACUAAAGAGCUCGAGGAAGAAAGGGGUCAUUUGCAUGACCUGCGUUCCAAGUUUGCCGAGGGCGAGACGGGCUCUGAAGCUCUGCGCAAGCGAGUGGAAGAGGAAGAGGCCAAGGUCGGUCGUCUCCAGACAGAGCUGGCUGAGAAGAGCUCCCACGCCAACAGUCUGGAUGUCGAACUUAUGCGUGCCGAGAAGAAGUUGCGCAAGCUGGAAGAGAUGGAUUCAUCGCGCACUCACCAGCGUAUAAACCGUGCAAAAGAGCUAAGUCAGCGUCUGUACACACAACACGAGCGCCUCAUCCGCCUGCUCGAAGCAUUGGGAUUCGUCAUCACACAUGACAAGGGCGAGAUGGUACUCCAGAGAGCGUCCAAGCUUGGCAACAGCACUGUCAUGACCGACACCAGCGCAGGAAUCAGUCGAAGCGUAUCAACGCCCUCGCCCACUCCUCUCAAGCGCUUCCUGGAAGACAUUGGCGAUUUGCAUUUCCUUCAAUGGACAGAAGCGACCAGCCCCGAGGAAGAAGACCAGCGCUACCAGGAGCUGAUAUCCAAACUUGAUCUCUUUAAUAUUGAGACGUUUAGCGACGCCGUGGCGAAGCGCAUGCGGGACAUGGAGCAUACGGCACGAAAGUGGCAGAAGGAAGCCCGAGCGUACCGCGACAAGGCACAUCGAUUCCAGGCCGACUCGCACGACAAGAUUGCAUACCGCUCCUUCAAAGAAGGCGACCUCGCGCUGUUCCUACCAACUCGCAAUAAUGCCCAUCGCCCUUGGGCUGCCUUCAAUGUCGGAGCACCACACUACUUCCUUCGUGAACAAGAUACGCAUCGAUUGGGAGGAAAAGAAUGGCUUGUUGCGCGUAUAUCCAAAGUAGAGGAGCGCGUUGUCGACCUCUCCAAAACCCUGGAUGGUGCGCCUCGGGCAUCGUUGGACGAUCGCUCCGUCGCUUCGAGCAACGCAGUGUCGUUUGAAGACGACAACCCCUUUGAGUUAUCAGACGGAUUACGCUGGUACUUGCUAGAAGCCACGGAAGAAAAGCCCAUGGCACCAGGAACACCAGGCAUCAAAGGUGCAGUCACCGUUAAGAGCAGUCUCGAAACCGGCCAAGGUGAAAUGCAAAAGUCGAAGAAGAAGUCGGCAAUGGACCCAGCCACCCAACUAGGCAAAUCGCUCGACAGCAGGCGCAGCAGUGGCAACAGUAAGAAGAGUGCCCCACUAGUCGCCAGGAACAAUUCAACAGAAGCACUCUCCCCCGGUGAGCGUGCAGACUCCAACCCCAACUCUGCAGCAGCAACACGGGGAGCAAGCCCAGCCGGUGGACAUGGCCCCAGCCAUUUGAGAGAGACGGAGACGAAUGGAGCAGAAGUGAACAAUGCAGCAGACGAUGGACAUGGAACCAAUGUGCGCGACCUACUCUGGGGACCUUAG